GAAGUGUCUCGUUUAUUUGUUAUUUUGUCACGUUGCGAUGGAUUUGUCUUUGCUUUCAUCGCCUUUUGUGCUACUAUUAAUUACUCUGGUGCUCAUCGUCGUUUUGAAAAUUGUUACUGUGCUGCAUCAUGUAUAUUUUUACUGGAAGGAUAAAGGCCUACCUUGCCUGUAUAAUUCGUUAUCGUCUAUUUUAACGGAUUGGAAAUUGUUUUCAAAUUUUACUUUGGUCGAGUACGGUCAAUAUAUAUACUAUAACUUCCCAGAUGCUAGAUAUAUUGGAACAGUGGAUUCUUCCACACCGAGUGUGUUUAUACGUGAUCCUGAGCUGAUCAAAGACAUCAUGGUGAAGGAUUUUGAGCAUUUUACAGAUCAUCGGAGUUUCAUUGAUGAAAACUCAGAUCCGUUGUUUGGCAAAAACACCUUCUUCUUGCGCGGAGAUCGUUGGAAAGAAAUGAGAACUACACUGAGCCCUUCUUUCACCGCUAGCAAAAUGAAGUUCAUGUUCGAUUUGGUAUCAAAGUGUUCUCAGGAUUUCAUCAACUUCUUGAUCGAUCAUCCGAAUUUCUGUCAUAUGAUCGACAUGAAGGAAGCUUUUCGACGAUACACUACUGAUGUAAUUGCUACGACAGCCUUUGGCAUAAGUGUGAAUUCUAUGAAAGAUCGAGACAAUGAGUUCUUUACAAAAGGAAUAGAGGCUACUCAAUUUUCUGUUGGACUGCUAGCAAAACUCAAGAUCAUAUUUUUACGUGAAUGUCCAAGGCUUAGUAAAUUAAUGGGACUGACUUUGUUUCCGUCAAAUAUGUCCAAGUUUUUCAAGAAUGUCGUAGAAGAAACUAUUAGAGUGCGAAAAGAGCAAAAUAUUGUUAGACCGGAUAUGAUCCAUUUGCUAGUUCAGGCUCGAGACAAGGAAAGUGCCAGCGUGCACAAAAUGACAUUAGACGAUAUCGUGUCACAAGCUUUUAGUUUUUUCUUCGCUGGUUUCGACACCACUUCGACCUUGAUGUGUUUUGUUGCUCAUGAACUUGCGGUUAAUCAAGAUAUUCAAGAUCGUCUACACAAGGAGGUACUACAGUGUCUUGCCGAAGGAAAUAAUGAAAUAUCUUACGAAUCAAUAUUGAAGAUGUCUUAUAUGGACAUGGUGAUUUCCGAGACUCUCAGAAAACAUCCACCGCUGAUCUUCCUCGAUAGACUUUGCACUAAAAAAUAUGAACUGCCUCCAUCGCAACCAGGUUGCAAGAGUGUGAUCCUCAAACCUAACAAUAUACUAAUAUUUCCUGUAUAUGCUUUACAUCAUGAUCCGAAGUACUUUCCGAAUCCCGAUAAGUUCGAUCCCGAAAGAUUCAGCGAGGAGAACAAAGACAACAUUUCACCAUAUACUUAUUUACCAUUCGGUCAUGGACCCAGAAAGUGUAUCGGCAAUCGAUUUGUUCUUAUGGAGGCUAAGAUUCUACUAGCUCAUCUUUUACAAAAGUUUACUUUAAAGCCUACAGAGAAAACCAUCGAACCAAUCGUAUACAGUAAAGAAUUUACAUUGCAACCUGUUGGCGGAUUCUGGAUUAAGUUAGAAAAGAGAGAAACUGCAUUUAUAUCGGUUGACAUAUCUCCUGCAAAUACUCAAUCAUCUACACAUCCGACGAAAUGUCUUGUUUAUUUGUUAUUUUGUCACGUUGCAAUGGAUUUGUCUUUGUUUUCAUCGCCUUUUGUGCUACUAUUAAUUACUGUAAUGCUCAUCGUCGUUUUAAAAAUUGUUACUGUGCUGCAUAAUGUAUAUAUUUACUGGAAGGAUAAAGGCCUACCUUACCUGUAUAAUUCGUUAUCGUCUAUUUUAACGGAUUGGAAAUUGUUUUCAAAUUUUACUUUAGUCGAGUAUAGUCAAUAUAUAUACUAUAACUUCCCAGAUGCUAAAUAUAUUGGAACAGUAGAUUUUUCCACACCUAGCGUGUUUAUACGUGAUCCUGAGCUGAUCAAAGACAUCAUGGUAAAGGAUUUUGAGCAUUUUACAGAUCAUCGGAAUUUCACUGACGAAAACGCAGAUCCGUUGUUUGGUAAAAGCACCUUCUUCUUGCGCGGAGAUCGUUGGAAAGAAAUGAGAACUACACUGAGCCCUUCUUUCACUGCUAAUAAAAUAAAGUUUAUGUUCGACUUGGUAUCGAAGUGUUCUCAGGAUUUCAUUAAUUACUUGAUCGAUCAUCCGAAUUUCUGUCAUAUGAUCGACAUGAAGGAAGCUUUUCGACGAUACACCACUGACGUAAUUGCUACGACAGCUGGCAUAAGUGUGAAUUCUAUGAAAGAUCGAGACAAUGAGUUCUUUACAAGAGGAAUAGAGGCUACUCAAUUUUCUGCUGGACUGCUAGCAAGACUCAAGAUCCUAUUUUUACGCGAGUGUCCAAGACUUAGUAAAUUAAUUGGACUGACUUUGUUUUCGUCGAAUAUGUCCAAUUUUUUUAAGAAUGUCGUAGAGGAAACUAUUAAAGCGCGAAAAGAGCAAAAUAUUGUUAGACCGGAUAUGAUCCAUUUGCUAAUGCAGAUUCGAGACAAGGAAAGUGCCAGUGUACACAAAAUGACAUUGGGCGAUAUCGUUUCACAAGCUUUUAGUUUUUUCUUCGCUGGUUUCGACACCACUUCGACCUUGAUGUGUUUUGUUGCUCAUGAACUUGCGGUUAAUCAAGAUAUUCAAGAUCGUCUACGCAAAGAGGUACAACAGUGUCUUGCCGAAGAAAAUAAUGAAAUAUCUUACGAAUCAAUAUUGAAGAUGUCUUAUAUGGACAUGGUGAUUUCCGAGACUCUCAGAAAACAUCCACCGCUGAUCUUCCUCAAUAGACUUUGCACUAAAAAAUAUGAACUACCUCCAUCGCAACCAGGCUGCAAGAGUGUGAUCCUCAAACCUAACAAUAUAAUAAUGUUUCCUGUUUAUGCUUUACAUCAUGAUCCAAAGUAUUUUCCGAAUCCUGAUAAUUUCGAUCCUGAAAGAUUCAGCGAGGAGAACAAAAACAUCAUUUCGCCAUAUACUUAUUUACCAUUCGGUCGUGGACCCAGAAAGUGUAUCGCCAAUCGAUUUGUUCUUAUGGAGGCUAAGGUUUUACUAGCUCAUCUUUUACAAACGUUUACUUUAAAGCCUACAGAAAAAACCAUCGAACCAAUCGUAUACAGUAAAGCAUUUACAUUGCAACCUACUGGUGGAUUCUGGAUUAACUUGGAGAAGAGAAAAACCUGAAAAUCUUACAGAAAA
Molecule: messenger RNA, 3229 nt
Organism: Solenopsis invicta (red fire ant)
Lineage: Eukaryota; Metazoa; Arthropoda; Insecta; Hymenoptera; Formicidae
Molecular function (GO): monooxygenase activity; iron ion binding; oxidoreductase activity, acting on paired donors, with incorporation or reduction of molecular oxygen
Source: RefSeq, a predicted model, not a curated record